AUUAAAAAAAAAAAAAAAAAAGCAACCAAACUGCAUACAGAGAGAGGGAAUCGAUUUAAAAGAAAAGAAAAUUCAAGAAAAGCCGAACCUUCCGGCAGUAUUGUUGUAUGGCGAGACCCAUGAGCGCCACCGCGCGACCAACACAGUCCUCGUCACCCUCCGUGACCGUCACUACCACCGUCGCAUCUCAGUCCCAACAACCACCCCAUCAACAACAACAGCCACAACAAUCACAACCUGAAACCCUAGUCCUCCGCCUCAACCGCAAGAAGAAGAAGGUGACUUGGAAGGAAGACACCGUGGACAACGAGUUCAUGCAGAAGAAGAGCUCCAAGAAGUGCUGCAUCUUCCACAAGCAGAAGCCCUUCGACGACGACGAUACUGACAGCGACAGCGACCACGAUCCCGAUCCCGAUCACGAUCACGACCACAACCACGACCACGCUUCUUGUUCUUCUUCCCAUCACUCAUGAUUCUCUCUCUUUUGCAGUCACUUGACAAAGGUCUGAAGGAAAUAUUUGUGGAAGGUUCCCUCCUCAGCCAUGCAGGACUCAGGUGAUGGUUUUGUUUUAAGAACUACUCUAAUUACAACCAGUGGUUCCGAGGACUGAAAUCAACCAUAACAGUGAACUAACUGAGAAAAUCAAGAUGAGAAUUUUUUCUUGUGCAGAAAAAGUAUACUCUUCCUUGUAACACAUUUCCACCUUUAUGUAAGUGGGGCAUUCAUCGUCAGUCUUGAUUUUAUUGGCUAUUUCAUUCCUUUCUUUAUCCAUAACUCUAAUAAGCAGGUAAAAGUAAAACCAGUAAAUAUCAUGGAUUGCUGUUUAUUUUUUUCUAUCA
Molecule: messenger RNA, 840 nt
Organism: Quercus robur (English oak)
Lineage: Eukaryota; Viridiplantae; Streptophyta; Magnoliopsida; Fagales; Fagaceae
Product: protein phosphatase 1 regulatory subunit INH3
Exons: 2
Coding region: 108-473 (121 amino acids)
Cellular component (GO): nucleus
Molecular function (GO): protein serine/threonine phosphatase inhibitor activity; protein phosphatase 1 binding
Source: RefSeq, a predicted model, not a curated record